AUGCCUCUCUGGCGUAUCUUCUCCCAUCCGUCAAUUUUCAACACCUUCCAAAGAGAGGCCAUCGCAAAAGCCCUCACUGACCUCUAUGUCUCCGUUGGCCUCCCCCCCUUCUACGUCGUCGUCUUAUUCAUCGAUGUAGACGAGAAGGGCGUCUUCGUGGGAGGCGAAUCGAAAAACAACUUUGUAAGAAUAGCCGUGGAGCAGAUUGCCAGGGUGAUGAUGGGACCCGAGACCGAAGAGGGAAAAGCCAGGAGGAAAGCGUGGAUGGAUCGGAUCAAUGAGGUCUUGAAGCCCUUCAUCGUCGACAGGUCCGAGUUGGAGUGGGAACUGCACAUCUAUGAGACACCCCGUGAUCUCUGGAGAGUUCAGGGACUGGAUCCUCCACCUCCAUCCUCGGAGGCAGAAAAGAUGUGGUCGCAGAAGAACAAGGCUAUCCCAUAUUAA
Molecule: messenger RNA, 444 nt
Organism: Fonsecaea nubica
Lineage: Eukaryota; Fungi; Ascomycota; Eurotiomycetes; Chaetothyriales; Herpotrichiellaceae
Exons: 2
Coding region: 1-444 (147 amino acids)
Source: RefSeq, a predicted model, not a curated record